UCGGGAGAAUUGCAGUGGCACGAUAACGGAGACGACUUGCACGUAAGCGGAUGCUGAAGGGCGCAACUCGUCAAUGUGCUCGUCAAUCGACAUCCACCACCGCCAACCCUAGUGCGGGCUAGGGUGCGAUGACUGUUCAGUCCAGUCCAGUACCAGAGAUGCUCAGGUCAGGGUACGGAGGCAGGAUCACGUAUAUUGAUGCCAACCGGCCAGCCUACUUCAACCUUACCUACCUACCCAUCCUUCACGCCUUUUCUUUGAUUCUUCCCCCCCCCAUCUACAGUUUUAUCAUCACAAUCCACUGUCGUCUCACUCGACCUGCCCAGUUCGUGGGUGUCGGGUUCGCCUCAGAUUGUGUUUCCCGCCUCCCGUCUCAGCGCCCUCUGAAUGACCACCAUCCACGAAGAGGCAAUGGACGAGUUCUUCAAUUUCGACGCUGCGGCCCAUCCAUUGGCCCAGCAUGAUUUUGAUUUUGCCAAUUUAGAAUCUGGCCCCUAUGAUAUCGACCUGGCUUUUAACGAGCCCGAGAAUGAUGAAGACUCGUUUACCGCCCUUCAACACUUCUCCGCCCCCGAGCAACAGCACUUUGACCUCCAGCAUCCGGUGACAGAUACUACCAUGAUGAGUCCAGCCGACUUUACGGACUUCCAAAGGUGGAUUGAGGGAAUGAAUGUACCCACUAAGCCGUGUGCCUAUUGUUCUCGGAUGCGGAUUCACUGCAAGGUCAUCAAGGAAGGUGUGCGGAAGGGUUCAUGUACAAGCUGUGUCGCCUUAGCUCGGACCUGUAGCUUGACAGUUCCAGGUCCUCAACUUAACAAUGACGACCAAGACUUGGACCUUGGGAUGGAUGUUGCAGAGUAUGAUGGACCGGAUCAAUGGUCUGAGUCACAACUCCCCCAAGACUACUUGGACUGGAACAUGGAAGAUACCAUCCUUCCUUCGGACGCCCCAUUGGCGUCACCCCGCAGACCAGACUCUUUCCAUGGGAGUAGUAGGUCUAGCUCCAAGCAUGUGUCUCUCAGGUCUUCGGACGAGAACAUCAAUGCGAGUCUUGAGAACAAUCCAAAGGUUGGCGCAAGAUUCUCACGGGAAGCCAUCAAAGUUCUCCGGAACUGGUUGUCGACUCAUCAUAGUCAUCCCUAUCCCACAGAUGAGGAGAAAGAGAGUCUCAGGCGACAGACGGGUCUCAAUAAGACUCAGAUCACCAACUGGCUCGCCAAUGCCCGUCGAAGAGGCAAGGUUCGCCCACCACGAUCUGUGUCACCUAACGUCAGCAACUAUGUCCAUGGGAUGGACAUCCCAAGACGAGCCACCCCAGCAUUUGAGAAUAUGAAUCCCCUUGAAAGAUGGAAGAACUCCCCUCCAGAAAACGAACCUGCUGCCAUCACUGCUAUUGCCAAGGCCGUCACUUCUUCGACGUACUCUUCAGGUCUUGACAGCCCAUUCAGCUAUGGCCACAGCCAAACCGAUGACGGAUCAAGUCGCUCUCUCUGCAAUGUUUCCUCAACGAGCAGUUUGGGCACCUCUGGUUCCAGUGGCAACUCCUUUGCUUCUGCUUUCUCUCACAAAUCUCGAGGUUCUUUCGGAUCUUUUGGUUCCUUCGGCCAGAGAGGACGAAGGCGUCGUCGUCGACCAGCACCGAAACCUGUAAAGGUCAACCCCAUGAUAGCUCCUGCUCGCACUUAUCAAUGCACUUUCUGUACCGAAACCUUCAAGACAAAGCACGACUGGCAAAGGCAUGAGAAGUCGUUGCACUUGUCUCUAGAGCGUUGGGUUUGUUGUCCUGCCGGCGUCACUCAAUACUGCGCGGAUUAUGGGCACAAUAGAUGUGUGUUCUGCGGGUUGCCCAACCCGCCGGAAGACCACGGAGAAGUUCACAAUUACUCUAGUUGCGCAGAACGAUCUUUGGAAGAGAGGACAUUCUAUCGAAAAGAUCAUCUGCGUCAACAUCUGAAUCUGGUCCACGAUGUGAAGUUCCAAAGCUUCUCUAUGGAGAGUUGGAAAGUGGUGACUCCUGAAAUUCGUUCCCGCUGCGGUUUCUGUGGAAUUGUUCUAGAUACUUGGAGCAUCAGAGUGGAUCAUCUUGCAGAACAUUUUAAAGGUGGUAAUUCUAUGGCUGAUUGGAAGGGUGAUUGGGGUUUCGAACCAGAAAUCUUGGACAUUGUCGAGAAUGGAAUGCCGCCGUAUCUCAUUCACGACGAACGAAAUUCCAUGAAUCCAUACGAAGCCUCAAAGGAAUUUGCAGGAGAUGAGAAGACACUCGAGGAUGUGGUGAAGAUUGGACUGGUGGAGUAUCUUCACGACGUUCUCUUGAAAGGUGGAGUACCAACAGACGCCGAUCUGCUUCGAGAGGCCCGCGAGAUUGUACGCAAGGCGGACCAGUUCACCGUCGGACCCACUCUACCGCAAGUGUCUUGGUUCCGCGACCUACUCAUGCUUCAUGGCUGUGACAAUGACACGUCUUGUGACGGGCCAGAAAACAAUCUCUUGUCAUGGGGCGAGAGGCUCAGUAGAACCACCCAAUUGGCACCUCACGAUACCACCAAUUUGCACACCAUUGCCUGCCCCAAAGAACGAGCGUUGAUGACUUGGGUCAAGUCUAAGGUGAUGCUUGGCCUAACACCGACUGAUCGCGAGCUUCAAGUGGAAGCUACCAAGAUUUUAGACGACAUCGAGAAUACAUCGAACUUCAAGGCUAAAGGUGCUGUGGGUUGGUUCAAGUACCUCGUCAGAUCAGAUACUAUUUGGCUUCGAGAUUUUAGAAGACGAGCGGGCCUCCCACGAAGCUCAGAAAUGGCAAUGGAGCAUAUCCGAUCCAAAGACGAUAAAAGUAUUGACUAUAGCAUACUGAACUUCGCUCGUCUGGAAAACGAGUUGAAGGAUUGGUGUCGUUUCCAGCUAGCCCUUGGAACUACGCCAAGUGACAGCGAUAUACAAAGACAGGCUCGAUUGAUUGUGUACAAGAAUGAUGAUCCAUGGAACCAGACUUCAGCCGAUGAUCCAGCAAUUUUACACCUGUUUAAAAGACAGAAUGGUUUAGCCCCAAAAGACGAGAACGGCGCGGAUACCAUGGAUCUACCUACAUUGGCCGAGUCAAGCGAUAUGCCAAUGAACGCCCCUUCACCAAGGACCUUGCAUUGGGACUUGGAGCAUACUGGAAUUGGUAUUGCAUCUCCUAAUAGUGGUCCCAGCAGUGCCAUUGGUGGGACUUUCCCUCCAGCCCUCACAGUUGACAAACCACUUCACACCCUCAUUCAGAACCAACCUUCAACAAAUACAAAUCCCGUCCAACCCCUGAAGUACUUUCUCAACGAUGCAAAUUGUUAUGGACGACUCGUUCGAGAGUUGUCUCGUUUUGUUACUUCCUGCAUGUCUCCCAAUAAUCCUAUGCAGCAUGUUCCAACAGAUGCCGAGAUCCAGAAUCAAGCGAGAUGGAUCAUAUACGAUGAUGAUGAUCCAUGGAACCAGACUGCUGCAGAUAACGCCGAAUGGUUGAUACGAUUCAAACGAGAUUCCGGCCUUGCUUCUCCACAAGAUGGUCCUGGUCUACCUCUCAAUAUUGGAUCAUGGCGUGAGGCGGAAGGAGGAAGUGGUUUCUCGCCACCAUAUCUAUGUCCACAAAAUGAGCCAGCAGCACCAUACGUGGAAGAUGUUCCUGUCACGAUGAAACACAAGACCUACAACAUAAAGGCUUCCACGGCUCAGAAGUAUGUGAAGAGUGUUGGCCAGCGAUACAAGAAACCUCCUACAAUUUUCUGUUCGAGGGAAAUGGAAAGCCAGUUGACCGAUUAUGCCAGAGCUGAGAUGUCUCGAGGAGUCACUCCUAGCGACGAAGCGCUUCGAGCCAAAGCGAGAGAAAUCCUCAGGGUUGACAGAACGGGAGCUGAUGAGCCUGUUUUACUUCAGAAGUUCAAGGUCAUGGUUGGCAUUUCAAGAAACGCUUCUCCCCUUGCAAGCUCACUGCCUCCAAUCGAUGAUGCAUUGUUGGCAGAGUUCGACGAUGAAAUUGGCAACAUGGAUUUAAGCGGUAUCGAGAUGCCUGGUUCCGUUAGUCCUAUCCUCGAUUCAAUUCCAGCUGAAGUCGCUGCUCGCGGCCCUGCCACAUCUCCAAUGUCAACUUCUUCACAAGGACAACAUUCACCCACCAAACAUUCUCCUAGCAAGGGUCCCGGCCUAGCACAGGAUUAUGCGGAACUCUACCGUGUUUCGGCCGCCACGGCAAGUCCACUUCGAAGACACGCAAGCGCCAAAAUGGCUUCUCAAGCAGGAUAUUCAUUCUCUCCGCAACCUCAGAACAGAAGUCCAUUAGGUAUUUCUCCUCCUACCACAACCUCCGCGCUCUCUUUCCCCGAAGAUGAGAAUUCCCUCUGAUGUUUGAAUCCUUCAAGCGUCCAUGCAAUCCUAUUCUGACGAAGGGGAACGAGAGUUCUGCGACGAGGAACUAGUCAAGCAAUUCGAGGAUAAAUAGAGGGCCAAGGGAGUGCUGAGUGAAAGUGAGAUUGGGAGGGAGAGCAGUAGCAUGAUUGCAAGGUUC
Molecule: messenger RNA, 4534 nt
Organism: Mollisia scopiformis
Lineage: Eukaryota; Fungi; Ascomycota; Leotiomycetes; Helotiales; Mollisiaceae
Exons: 2
Coding region: 388-4371 (1327 amino acids)
Biological process (GO): regulation of DNA-templated transcription
Molecular function (GO): DNA binding
Source: RefSeq, a predicted model, not a curated record